Messenger RNA from Punica granatum (pomegranate), 1282 nucleotides. Lineage: Eukaryota; Viridiplantae; Streptophyta; Magnoliopsida; Myrtales; Lythraceae. The record is from RefSeq and is a predicted model, not a curated record.
GUCUUCCCCUCCCCUGCUUCCAUUCUUCACUCACUCUCUCGCGCACACACUGCACAUCGGAAAAUCGCAAAUUCCCCAAACUAUCCAUUUCCUCGGCCUCCCGACGCAUUUCGCAUUUGCCGCAAUCUUCUCCGAGCACGGAUCUGGGAGCUUCCUCGUCGAUUCGGAUCUCAAUGCGGUGUUCUCCAUCGUCGAUCUGAGGCAGAUAAAUUAUUCUUAAAUAAGAAGUAGCAAUGGCGAGGAGGCAAGUAGGCUCCAGUCGCCGACUGGUCGACAGUGGAAUCCCUUUUGCUGGAUCUUUACAUUCGAAGUCCCGAUCUUCACCGUUGCUAUCAGUUGUUCUUGUCCUUUUGGGAGCAGUCCUGCUCAUUUGCUUUGCCUAUGGCUCAGGUUUAUUUGGAAGAAAGGUGGAAGCAUUUAGCAAGGUUGAAGGUGACUUCUCAUGCACAUUGGAGGUUCAAAGAGCAUUGCCUGUACUGAAGAAGGCUUAUGGUGAUAGUAUGCACAAGGUUUUGCACGUGGGACCGGACACUUGUUCGGUAGUUUCUCAACUGCUGAAAGAGGAAGAGACUGAAGCUUGGGGUGUGGAACCUUAUGACAUAGAAGAUGCCGACAGAAGCUGCAAGAGACUUGUCCGCAAGGGCUUUGUUCGAGUUGCGGACAUUAAGUUCCCUCUCCCUUACAGGCCAAAGUCAUUUUCCCUCGUCAUCGUGUCAGACUCAUUGGAUUAUUUGUCCCCAAAGUAUCUCAACAGGACUCUUCCUGACCUAGCCAGGGUUUCGGCUGAUAGCAUAGUUAUUUUUACAGGGUUUCCAAGCAAACAGAAAGCUAAGGUUGGGGAAGUAUCUAAAUUCGGAAGGCCGCCCAAAAUGCGGAGCUCGUCUUGGUGGAUACGCUUCUUCAUGCAGAUGAGCUUAGAAGAGAAUGAAUCUGCAAGUAAAAAGUUCGAGCAAGCUGCGUCUAAGAGAUCUUAUGAGCCGGGCUGCCAAGUUUUCCACCUAAAAUCGUAUCACUAAUUCUUUUGCAUAGGGAUGGUUAAUCAUUAUAAUCCAUUCGAUAGCUGUUAGAUACUUCUCGAUUAUAUAUAUUAAUCUUUUAGAUGGAAAAUAAUCAGGAUAAUGUUCUAAUUUCCCGUGGGAAGCACACACAAUGUGAUUCACCACAUCGGUUGGUUAUAGACCUACAGUUACCACAUGUUUCAUUUUUAUGCCGUCUUUGAUAUUACAGAAGGUAAUUCAGUAUUUAUUGAUUUAUUAUAAGAUUCAGGACUCAGGUUUCUUUA